GAAGCGGCCGCCGCCGCCGCCGCCGUCGCGAGUCCCAGUUACGGGUGCCGCCGCUUCCCUGACGCCCAGCUGCAGCCUCGCCGCCCGCCGCGCUGCCGGUUGACGCGGCACAGACUCGUCAGCGCGCCCUCCGCCUGCCCGCCCGCCGGGGCCAUGUGAGGGGGCAGCUCCCUCGUCGCCGCCGCCUCCUCCUCCUCCUCGUCCCCCCGCCCCUCCCUCCCUGUCCGCUCCCCUCACACAGGGCCCUGGAGGAGCCCCCACUGCUGCCCGCCCUCCCUACGCAACCCCCGCGAUGGACAGGAACUACGCGACCUCGGGCUUCGCCGACCCGCCGCCGCCCCCCGCGCCCCCCGCCGCCCCCGCCGCCGCCAGCGCAGCCGCGCAGCCCCCCGCCCCCGCCUGGGCCUACGAACCCGGAGCCGCGGCCGCCGCCGCCGCCAGCAGCAGCUGCAGUAGCGGCAGCAGCCCCAGCUUGAAAGCCAGUUUAAGCUAUGAAGAAGGACAUCCCUCACACUCUGAAACAGAUCUCCUUCAGAGACAGACUUUUGCAGUCUCUCAUCAGCAUCCUGGAUAUGCUCCUGCACCUCAACCAACUGGUCUUUCUGGAAUAUUUGAUGCUAGUGUGAACAGUGCCAGCACUAACACUAAAGAAUCUUCGGUGAUGAAUUUUCUCUCUGCUGUUGAAUCCCGAACUGCUCAGGCUGCUUCUUCAGGAACUACUCUUUUACCACAAUUCAGGGCUCCAUCCUGGCAGACAGGUAUGCAUUCCUCAGCAGCAACUGAGCUGUUUGUUACUGGACCUUUGCCAACCACUGGAACACUCCCACCAUCUGCCCUCUCUGCUUAUCAGCAUCCUACCACCUUCAGCAAUAGAAACUUUGCUACCACCUCACCUUUGGUGCUUCAGGAUUUUAACACUACAUCAAAUGGAAUUUUAAAUCCUCACGACCCUUUGCUACAAAUCAAGACUUCCCAGGGAACUGUACCAACUGCUUUGGCAUUUGAGCGCCUGGGCAGUUCUGCAUUAAGUAACAGCAUACCACCUCAGUCUUCAACAUAUCGAUCAGCUCAAGAAUCUGCACCCCAUCUUUUACAACCUCAAUUUAGUUUGUUGCCUUCAGCACUUGGGGGAGCUCAGCAAACUCCUCAAGCCUACAAUUCAACUCUCUUUACUAAUUCUACUGCUUCCAUUGAAAGAGCUCUUCUUCGAGAAUGUAGUGUUAUUAAACACCAUCAGCGGCCUUCAGGUACUCAGUCUAUUCAGGCACAACCGACUGGUUCACAGCAUUCCUUACACAGUUAUCUAUCAAAUGCAAGUGUAGUUAAUUUUCAGGAAACAACCAGGCAGUCAUCUUUAUCCUGUAGCCCCAUUGGAGAUUCUACUCAGGUGAGCAACGGAGGAUUGCAACAGAAGACCUCUCAGGUCUCAGUGGAACUCGCUCAGUCUUACUCAUCUGCAAUUCCAUCAUCAGGGUAUCUUCCUUCUACUACAAAAGUAAAAAGCUGUUCUACAGAACAACCGCUAACAUCAGCUAAGACCCCCAAACCUCAAAGUGUAAUUCCUCCUUUGCAAACACUAAGCUAUUCCAAACCUUUACAUAACCAGAGUUCUGUAAUAUCAGGCCAAGCACAAAUUUAUUCUACAGCGCAGCUACCAAGCCUUUUAUCAGUUAGUCAGUCCCAAAAUUAUGGUUUAGUACAGCCACAUAAUGUGCCAUCUAUUGUUCAUUCACAGGUGUAUAGGUCCAGCAAGGUUGAGAAAUUGCCAUCCUUAUAUAAAACAUUGACUUUUUCUGGGUCAUCUCAGACUAUAACUUCUGAAAAUCAGACACUUAGUUAUUCGUCUAAUCAGCAAGAGGUAUUAUCUUCAGUUACAAAUGAGAAUUACCCAGCUCAAACAAGAGAUCUAUCUUCAGUCAGUCAGUCUCAGAGUUACUCAUCUGGUCACUCUCAGGGUUUAUCACCAGUUAGCCACACGCAAGUUAGUUAUUCAUCUCAGUCACAAGUUUUGUCAGUUGUUAGUCCUUCAGAAAGUUAUGCCUCAGGGCAGUCUCUGACAUUAACAGCCCCUUCUCUUCCUUAUUCUUCUGCUUCUCAGACUCAGAAUUUGCCAGAUUCUAGCCCAACCCAGAAUUAUGUUUCUAUGCAUUCUUCCCAAAAUGCUCAGACUCAAGGGCCAUCAUCUCCCCAGUCACAAAAAUUGUUACCUGCUGUCCAGUCAUCAUCUUUUGCAUCCUCUACUCAUUGUCAGACAUUACAGAAUAACAUACCUUCCCCUGAUCCAAAGUCUUAUGCUGAUAGAAAACUUGACUCAAAUGUGUAUACAUCUUCAAAGCAAGAAGAUGAUUUUCCAAUGCAAGAGUUACAGGUAUUGCAGCCACAAGCAUCUCUUGAGUCAUCAACCCAAAGUCUAACUGAUGGGGAAAUUAAUGCUCAAGACUCAACUUACAAGGUGUCAAAGGCAGAUGACAGAUAUUCUCAGAGUGUAAUCAGAAGUAAUUCCUGUCUUGAAGAACAGGUUGUUGGAAUUGCUGUACAAGGGUCAAAAAAAGAAGGAAGUAUGGUUGGUUCAGUGACACAACUUAACCAACAAAUUGGCCAAGUCAAUAAUGUUGCCACCCUUGAUCUUAAGGCAACUAAUUUAAUGCAGACUCCACAAAUAAGGUUGAAUACUAAAGACCUAAACCAGCAGCAUUCUCUUAUACAUAAGGUACAUGAAGCCAAGGUCCAGGAACAGCAUGAUCAAAUAAUUAAUGCCUCGUCUCAGAUUCAAAUUCCAAAUCAUGCUUUAGGGCAUGGUCAUCAGGCAUCUCUUUCUAACACACAGGUCCUUUUAGAUUCUGCCUGUGAUUUACAAAUUCUUCAGCAAUCAAUACUGCAGGCAGGUUUAGGACAAGUAAAGGCAUCUUUACAAGCACAGCGUGUUCAAAGUCCUCAACAAAUAGUACAUCCUUUCCUUCAAAUGGAUGGUCAUAUUAUUCAGAGCAAUGGUGAUCAUUCUCAGCAGCAACUCCAUCCUCAAAAUUCUGAAAGUAUGAAAAUGGACCUCUCUGAGUCUUCAAAACCAUUACAACAACAUCUAACAAAGGGCCAUUUUAGUGAAACAAAUCAACGUGAUUCAAAGAAUCAGUUUGUUUCUCUUGGAUCAAUAUGUUUCCCAGAGGCAAUGCUUCUCAGUGAUGAAAGAAAUAUUUUAUCAAAUGUAGAUGAUAUCUUAGCAGCCACAGCAGCAGCUUGUGGGGUUACACCUUCUGAUUUUUCCAAGUCAACUUCAAAUGAAACCAUGCAGACUGUUGAAGAUGGUGAUUCUAAAUCUCAUUUUCAGCAGUCAUUAGAUGUCAGGCAUGUGACCUCAGAUUUUAACUCCGUAACAGCUACAGUAGGAAAGUCACCACAUAUAAAUGACGUUUCCUUAAAUGGAAAUCAGGUUACCGUAAACCUUUCACCAGUACCUACCCUUCAGACAAAAAUGACUCUUGAUCAACAGCACAUUGAAAAUAUACCAACUAAAGUAACUUCAGCAGUGGUUGGACCAAGUCAUGAAGUCCAGGAGCAAAGUUCUGGCCCAUUCAAGAAACAGUCUGCUUCCAAUCAUGAAUCUGAAGAAGACCUCGAAGUUCCUGUUGACACACUAAAUAAUAACAGAAACCAAGAGUUUGUUUCUAGUAGUAGAAGUAUAAGUGGAGAGAGUGCUACAUCGGAGACUGAAUUUACCUUAGGGGGUGAUGACAGUGCUGUGUCAAUAAACCCAACUAGGAGCACACUUGCACUGUUGGCCAUGGCCCAACCUGGGGAUGCAAUGAGUGUCAAGACUGAAGAGGAAAACCAAGAUUUAAUGCAUUUUAACCUUCAAAAGAAAAGAGCUAAAGGAAAAGGGCAAAUUAAAGAGGAAGACAACAGUAAUCAAAAACAGCUGAAAAGAUCUGCCCAAGGCAAACGCCAGAAUCCAAGGGGAACAGAUAUAUAUUUACCAUAUACUCCUCCUUCCUCGGAAAGCUGCCAUGAUGGUUAUCAGCAUCAAGAAAAAAUGAGACAGAAGAUCAAAGAAGUAGAGGAAAAACAGCCAGAAGUCAAAACAGGAUUUAUUGCUUCAUUCUUAGAUUUUCUGAAAUCUGGGCCCAAGCAGCAAUUUUCCACUCUUGCUGUACGAAUGCCUAAUAGGACUAGACGACCAGGGACACAGGUUGUUCGUACAUUUUGUCCCCCACCACUUCCAAAGACAUCAUCUACAACACCCACACCUUUAGUGUCUGAAACUGGGGGUAACAGUCCAUCAGAAAAAAUUGAUAAUGAACUUAAAAACUUUGAACAUUUAUCUUCAUUGUCUUCUGAUGAAGAUGAUCCUGGAGCAUGCAGUCAUGAUAUUUAUAAAAGCGUCUCUACUCCCUUAACUCCUUUGGAUGCUACUUCUGAUAAAAAGAAGAAAACAGUUUCAGAAAUCUCACAGGUGGCAACUACUAGCCCAACUGCCAAUACUACUGGUACUGCUACUACUCCCUCUGCCACUAUGGGUGCAGUUAAGCAAGAAUCUCUUCACUCUACUUCAUCUGCAGUAAAUAACCUGGAACAUAUAAACUCUACAGAACCCCCAAAGCCCAUCGAAGUUGAUGGUCUUCCUUCACACCAGUUUGCAAAAGGACAGGACACUGUUGCCAUAGAAGGUUUUACGGAUGAGGAGAAUACAGAAAGUGGAGGAGAAGGCCAAUACAGAGAGCGUGAUGAAUUUGUGGUAAAGAUAGAAGACAUAGAGACUUUUAAGGAGGCUUUAAAAACAGGAAAAGAACCCCCAGCUAUUUGGAAAGUACAAAAAGCUUUAUUACAGAAAUUUGUUCCUGAAAUUCGAGAUGGGCAAAGAGAAUUUGCUGCUACAAAUAGUUACCUUGGAUAUUUUGGAGAUGCAAAGAGUAAAUACAAAAGGAUAUAUGUGAAGUUCAUUGAAAAUGCAAACAAAAAGGAAUAUGUCAGAGUGUGUUCCAAAAAGCCAAGAAAUAAGCCUUCACAAACUAUCAGAACUGUUCAGGCUAAGUCGAGUAGUAGUGGUAAAACCUCUGAUCCUCCAACAUCAAAAACUUCAACUACAAAAGCCCCUUCCAUGAAACCCAAAGUUAAACAGUUAAAAGUUAAGGCUGAGCCACCACCAAAGAAACGGAAGAAAUGGAAAGAAGAAUUUUCAUCGUCCCAAUCUGACUCAUCUCCUGAGAUCCAUUCUAGUAGUAGUGAUAAUGAGGAAUUUGAUCCUCCAGCUCCUUUUGUCACUCGCUUUUUGAACACAAGAGCAAUGAAGGAAACCUUUAAGAGCUACAUGGAAUUGCUUGUGAGCAUUGCCUUGGACCCUGAUACAAUGCAAGCCUUAGAGAAGAGCAAUGACGAGUUACUUUUACCUCAUAUGAAAAAAAUAGAUGGCAUGCUAAAUGAUAACCGAAAGAGACUUCUUUUGAAUCUUCAUUUGGAUCAAUCAUUCAAGAAUGCUUUGGAAAGUUUUCCUGAACUAACAAUAAUUACUCGAGACUCUAAAGCAAAAAGUGGAGGAUCUGCUAUUUCUAAAAUCAAAAUGAAUGGCAAAGCUUAUAAUAAGAAAACUCUAAGGACUUCUAAAACUACCACUAAAUCUGCACAAGAGUUUGCUGUUGAUCCAGAGAAAAUACAGUUAUAUUCUUUAUAUCAUUCACUUCAUCACUAUAAAUAUCAUGUUUAUCUGAUAUGUAAGGAUGAGAUUUCUUCUGUGCAGAAAAAAAAUGAAGAUCUAGGACAGGAGGAAAUUGUUCAACUUUGCAUGAAAAAUGUAAAAUGGGUGGAGGACCUAUUUGAAAAAUUUGGAGAACUUCUAAAUCAUGUACAGCAGAAAUGUUCCUAACAUUUCCACAAGAAUCCCAUCUUUUUUAUAGCACUAAUGAAAUGGUGGAGGUAGGUGGUGAAAGAUAAUCAGAUGUCAAGCCGUGGUCGCCUGCAGGUGUGCCCACUUCCAUCAUGGAACUUUCAUCACGACCUCUGCUGAAGGACAGUGGUGCUGCCAUGAAGUCAGUCCUUCACAGACAGACCUAAAUCCCACCACAUUUUUAUCCUAAUGAAUGAUUUUUCUAUUUUGUAAACCAUUGGGUAACUAAGUUUUAUUUUCAGAAAUGUUUUUUGACAAAUGAUGAAGCAUGCACUAAAUAUAAUUUUUCUUUAUCACUAGAGAAAUAACAAGUAACUUGAUUCUUUUUUUCUGACUCUGGCUAAAUACCAGAAUGAAAGAGAGAUGGCAGAAAGCAUAUGUUUGUAUUCAUUUCUGGCCACAACACCGAAAGUAUUGUACAUUGUGUAAACAGAUCUGGUGUGAUGUGAGAUCCCAUAUGAGAAUAUCAUCAAUUAAAAAUAUAAAAUUCAGAAACUGUAUUUUGCUUUAUGGACUCCUUUUACUCUUAACAUGUUCAGGAAACUGGAUGUGGAAUUGGUGCAAUUCUGUGACUGCUUUUUGUGUCAAAUUAUAUUGUGAUAAGAAAAACAA
Messenger RNA from Cynocephalus volans (Philippine flying lemur), 6487 nucleotides. RefSeq names its product glutamine and serine rich 1 (gene QSER1). The transcript has 13 exons. NCBI's taxonomy places the organism in Eukaryota, Metazoa, Chordata, Mammalia, Dermoptera, Cynocephalidae. Bases 293 to 5854 code for a protein of 1853 amino acids. The record is from RefSeq and is a predicted model, not a curated record.